Poeciliopsis prolifica (blackstripe livebearer) is the source of this 891-nucleotide messenger RNA. It is a transcript of the gene arl6ip6, whose product is annotated as ADP-ribosylation factor-like 6 interacting protein 6. NCBI's taxonomy places the organism in Eukaryota, Metazoa, Chordata, Actinopteri, Cyprinodontiformes, Poeciliidae. Bases 231 to 659 code for a protein of 142 amino acids. The record is from RefSeq and is a predicted model, not a curated record. The transcript is spliced from 4 exons.
AGCCAUAAAAAACCGACUACGGAAACUCCUGCAGGACAAUCUUAUGUGCGGAAGUGCUCAGGCAGGUAAGUUAGUUCCUGGAUGCGAUGCGGAUCAAGUUUAUGGCUCGGAGAACCGGUUCAGAACCAGCAACAGAAGCGCUCUGACAAGCCGGGAGGGGCGUCUUUAGCCCGGCCCGACCUCCGCAGCGACCAGACCGCAUCCAGAGCUCUCGGGGCGCCGAGAGGGUCAUGUCUGCACUCGGGUUCAGUGGGAGCGGGAGGCGGCGGAGCGGCGGGCUCACACCGUGGCUCAAAGCCGCCUUCUCGGUUCUGGGCUCGGCUGUUGCGAUGUUUGCUGUCGGUGCCUUCUGCGCUCUCACCUAUCCCAUCCUGAGAGACCUGCGGGCGGAGAGACUGAGAGGCGAGAAUGGGGCUGAAGAGAGGAUACUGGGUUUUUGGAGCAUCCUGAUGAUCUCAACUGGUGCCGGAUGCAUCUCCUGUGUCUUCUCAUGGACUCUCACUCAGCUGGACUCGUACCAGCCUGGCAUGGCCUUCCCCAGCCUCCUGUCUCUACUUGCUUUCAGAGACCCUUCCAGUCACGGAUUCAAUGUGAUCUCUGGGCUAGCUGUUCUGAACGGCAUCCUGGCCAUGCUGACUCUCAUCUGGAGCCUCUCCUGAGGCUUCGCUCUCAGCUGCACAGACACCUGAAGACAAUACACUCUGUAUGAGACUUUUGUGUUCAUGCUUUGGAUUCAUAUUUCUGUAUGACAAGGGAUCUAGCAUUGGAGCCUUAGCAAUGCUGGAGAUUCCACUGUUGCAAUUUGGAAUAUUGUACUUUUUUACCAUUUAUUACUGUAUUCACAUUCAAUUCUCUCUUUUUAUGAGUAUAAAGAAAUAUUCAUUUUGUUUC